Platichthys flesus (European flounder) is the source of this 2758-nucleotide messenger RNA. It is a transcript of the gene clec14a, whose product is annotated as C-type lectin domain containing 14A. Lineage: Eukaryota; Metazoa; Chordata; Actinopteri; Pleuronectiformes; Pleuronectidae. Gene Ontology annotation, biological process: positive regulation of axonogenesis. The record is from RefSeq and is a predicted model, not a curated record. Gene Ontology annotation, cellular component: cytoplasm. Gene Ontology annotation, molecular function: calcium ion binding. The transcript is spliced from 2 exons. Bases 413 to 1648 code for a protein of 411 amino acids.
AUUGAAGUUAAAAUUAUAAAUAUGAACCAAAGUCCAUUCAUGAGAUUCAAGCUCUUUAUUUUCGUCUCUAGUUCAGUUUUUGUCUUUUAACUUUUUUAUUUCUUUCUUCCAUCUUGUUCCGGUUCCGUGUGGCUGCUGAUUUUUAAGUUCUUGUAUUUCACUUCUCAUUUGUUGGAUUAAUAAAGUUCAUCUGAUCAUAGAAAAAUUCUGAAAUUCUGAACCAGAUUUGUUAAAAGUCUCAUUAAGAGUUUCCCCGGCGUUUCUCUGGAGGAAACUCGCUCGCCCUAUCAAGACGCAGCAGGUUUCCUGUGAGAGAGAGAGAGGGUGAGGCCGACUCGUUCAGUGAAGAAGAAACUUUACACAAGAAGAAUCAGGACGAGUUGGACUGAAGAAUCAUCCUCCGUGUGGGAAGAUGGCGUUUUGGUUCAGCUCUUGUUGGAUUUACAUUUGGAUCCUCGUUCAGUCCACAGAACUCUUGGCUGACUCGGCGUCACCGCCUCUUUACACCAUCCACCGCACCCAGGUCAGCUUUGAGCAGGCCGUGCAGGCCUGCUCCCCCGGGGGCCUCACCUCCCUCGCCACCAAGCAGGAAGUCACCAGCGUCCUCAGGCUCAUCUCCGAGUUGCUGUUGCCUCAGAGUGAAUUCACCUUUUGGGUCGGACUGAAGAAAGCCAAGAACAAGUGUGUCGUCCCCGGCUCGCGGCUGAGAGGCUUCAGUUGGACCGAGGACGACGGGGAGGACUCGCCGGUGAUUCCCUGGGCGAAGGAGCCACAGGACACGUGCACCACGGUCCGCUGUGUGGUGCUACAGGGGAAACACGAUGGGCUGCAGGUGACCAGCUGGGGUCUGAGUCCGGUCACCUGCAGGGGAAGUUCAGUUCAUCCGUUCAUCUGCAAACUGAGAGACGGACAGACGGGACUGAUGCCUGAGGAUGAAACGUCCACCAUUAAACCUUCAUCACCGGAACCAGUAACACAUGAAGUUAAACCCACAGAGCAGGAACCACCUGAAGCUGAGUCCAAGCCUCCCAUGAGAGAACCAGGAACUGAUUUGAAUUUUAAAACCGAACCUGACCCUGGACCUGACUCUGGAUCAGUGGUGGUAUCGAACUUGUGUCCGCGUCCAGUGAUCCCCAGAGCACGCUCUCUCCGUCUGGAAAACAACAACACCAGGAUCCUGGUGGAGUGCUGGUCCGGUGACCAGCUGCAUCUGUACUGCUGGGGUCCUCCUGACGUGUGGCGUCUUUUGGACGACUCCCCCCCCAACCUCACCGUCCUCUGCCAGCCGUGCAGGGCCGGCUUCCAGAAAGACGUCUCUGGAAACUGUGUGGAUCUGGACGAGUGCACCAGCGCCCCCUGUAGGCACACCUGUUUGAACACCGAGGGCUCGUACGUGUGCGUCUGCCUCGACCAGGACGGGAGACAUCACGACGAGGGCUCACCGGCGUGCACGCUCCCAGUGACUCUCGAUGACAGGGGGUCCGUCUGGGGCAUCCUGGUCCCGGUGCUGGCUGCUGUGGCGGUGCUGGUGGUGCUGGUGGUGGUCGUUGUAGUGACGGUGAAAUGCUGCCUGAAGAGAACCGCAAGGAAACGGGCUCUGAAGGAGUCCGAGAAGAUGAUGAUGAAGAACGAAGACAACCAGGCCUGAUCAGACCUGGUUAAGAUCUGGAUCAGAUCUGGUUCAGAACUGGUUCAGACCUGGUUCAGAACUGGUUCAGACCUGCUUUAGACCUGCUUUAGCCCUGGUUCAGAACUGGUUCAGACCUGGUUCAGACCUGGUUCAGAUCUGGUUCAGCCCUGAUUCAGACCUGGUUCAGACCUGGUUCAGAUCUGAUUCAGCCCUGGUUCAGACCUGAUUCAGACCUGGUUCUGACCUGGUUCAUCCCUGGUUCAGAUCUGAUUCAGCUCUGGUUCAGACCUGGUUCAGACCUAAUUCAGAGCUGAUUCAGACCUGGUUCAGACCUGGUUCAGCCCUGGUUCAGAUCUGAUUCAGCCUUGGUUCAGACCUGAUUCAGACCUGGUUCAGACCUGGUUCAGACCUGAUUCAGCCCUGGUUCAGAGCUGAUUCAGACCUGGUUCAGCCCUGGUUCAGAUCUGAUUCAGCCCUGGUUCAGAGCUGAUUCAGACCUGGUUCAGCCCUGGUUCAGCCCUGGUUCAGACCUGGUUCAGACCUGGUUCAGCCCUGGUUCAGAUCUGAUUCAGCCCUGGUUCAGAGCUGAUCAGACCUGGUUCAGCCCUGGUUCGGACCUGGUUCAGAGCUGAUUCAGACCUGGUUCAGAGCUGAUUCAGACCUGGUUCAGCCCUGGUUCAGACCUGGUUCAGCUCUGGUUCAGCCCUGGUUCAGAGCUGAUCAGACCUGGUUCAGCCCUGGUUCAGACCUGGUUCAGAUCUGAUUCAGCCCUGGUUCAGACCUGGUUCUACCCUUUUGCAGCUGGACACAUGUUUCAGUAACUGUUCGUUUAGGAGAUAAUAUCUUUCCUGGUUUUAUCUGAGUUUUAAAAUGAAUGGAAUCUAUGGGAAAAUCAUAGUUUAUAUAUAUAUUAUACAUUUAUAAACAUUCAAUGAGAACUCACUCAACUCUCUUCAAACCUACUUGACUUUCAAAGUGUAUUUAACUGACAUUCAGAUUUAAUUAAAGCUUGAAAAUAGUAUAUUUAAGAAUACUUGAUAUCCCAAAACUUCUGUCUUUUGAAAGUUUUAAAUGAUACCGACUUUUGGUAAAUAUUUUAAUGUAUAUUAAAAUGACAACUGCCUCUGC